Messenger RNA from Anarrhichthys ocellatus (wolf-eel), 1502 nucleotides. It is a transcript of the gene nsl1, whose product is annotated as NSL1 component of MIS12 kinetochore complex. The record is from RefSeq and is a predicted model, not a curated record. Gene Ontology annotation, biological process: mitotic sister chromatid segregation. The transcript is spliced from 6 exons. The coding region runs from base 29 to 769 and encodes 246 amino acids. NCBI's taxonomy places the organism in Eukaryota, Metazoa, Chordata, Actinopteri, Perciformes, Anarhichadidae. Gene Ontology annotation, cellular component: kinetochore; MIS12/MIND type complex.
GCAAUAUAUAAACAAGUUGGCGGUAAAGAUGGAGCCCGUGGAGAGCGGACUGUUACCGAAAGAUGAAACAAAUCAGGAGUACAGAGUGCAAGUCACGUCCAAGAAACACGUGAUAGGACAGAUAAAUAAAUAUAAAGACAUUUUGAAGACAGCUUUUGACGGACAGCCGGAAGAUUCCGAGGAGACGAAGCGAGUUUUACUGCAGGAGCUGCUGGCGAACUUUGAGGCAGCCGUCCAGGACAACGUGUUGGUGAACGGACAGCCGUGGGAGGAGGCACCUGAUGUUGAAGCCGAGGACGAGGCGAUGGAUCUGGAAAGCCUGCUGGAUGACACCAUAGUCGAGACCACCAGGAGGCGCCGCACGUACCCGAAAAAGAUCCUGCCUCAUGUGGUCCACUCCCUCAAAGCUGAGCGUAAACUCAUGGGGCUGUACGAGCACGCGGUCAAACCUCAAGAGCUGCUCAAAGAUCCUGGUCAAGAGAGCAUCAUGAACGACUUGUCAGCAGCAGCUCCUGUGAUGGUGAAACAGGCCAUCCAGGUCAUAAAGUCAAUCAACACUCUGCAGAAACAAGCCGAAGGCCUCUGUGAGAUCCUCGAAAUGAAACCGAGUCACGCCACUCUGGAGAUCCACCGAGAAGUGUUCGGCUUCGACGGCCAAUCGGACGCGCCGCCGCCUCCUCCUCCUGCGAGGAGCAGGCGGCCAAUCAUGAGAUCCGUAGAGGAGGCAGCAGCCGCGGACUGCUACGUGCCUCUCGACAAACCAGAGUGACACUUCCUGCUUCCGUGAGCACACGCCAGUGGAGACGCUGUGAUGUUCUGGACUCGUACGGUUUCUUUUUUUAAACAGUAGAAAGCAGCGGUUAAAAAUGACUCUUCUUCAGGUUUAUUCAUUUUAAACGUGCAGUAAAGGUUCCAUCAUGUCUCACAUUUAGACAUGAAUAAAUAUUGUUGAUGUUGAGACUUUACUAUGAUUUCACAUAAACUGUUCAUGGAUUGAUUCAUGGAGCACAAGGGCCCAAAAUGUUCAACAAUGUUUUCAUUUUAAGAUUUUUCUGCCACUGAAACAGAUUUUAAACAAAUUCCAUAAAAUAACCAAAAACCAACAUCCUGUGAGUCUCAAUACUUUCUGACCCGUCUACUCAUUCUGCACUCUUAACUGGACCAUUUAUGCAAAAGUCUGUAAAUAACAUGUUUGAAUAAAAAAAAAGUCCAAAAUAUAAGUCCAUAUUCUGUUUGUGCAGAGUGUCAGAUAAAGAUCAUUAUUAUACGUUUGUGUGUAGAAUUAUAAUCCAGAUGUGGCUGCGUAGGAUUGUUACCAAAAGUCCAAAACUAAAAUCUGUCGCUUUAUUUAUACGACUUCUUUUCAUUAAAGAAAGUUGAUUUAAUGAAAGCAAACUAACUCGAUCAAUACGCUGAAUCACUUUGUUCAAAUUGAGGAUUUAGUUCACGGAUUUGUACUUUUUUUUUUUUUUAGGGGCUCAGGUUUUCUUCGAUAAAAGUAG